CAGUGAAUGCCUCGUCACGUGAUCAAUCUGCGCAUUUCUUUGCGGUAUCCGUCCAGGAUGAGGGAAUUUGUGUUCAGAACAUCAACAUGAAAUGAUUAUUGUGAAGAAAUGAUAAACCAUACUAAACUUGAACGCCAUCCACCCAACAUCACACUCCCAAUAUCCCAAACAAGUCCAAGCAAAAGCAAAACCUCCAAGAUGACCUCCAAAAAGGUCCUCAUCAUAAUGUCCGACGCCUCCUCCUUCCCCCUCUACAACACGGGCGCCGAAUCCAAAACCAUCCAACAGCCCUCGGGCUACUUCCUCAUGGAACUCGCCAAACCCCUCAAGCGCCUCCUAGAAGCCGGCUACGAAAUCGCCUUCGCCUCGCCCGAAGGCAAAGAACCCACUCCCGACCCGCUCAGCCUCUCCCUCGCCGCCUUCGCAGGCAACUUCUACGAGCGUAAGCGCGAAACGGACCUCAUCGAGCGGAUGAAGCGCGAAAACGGUUUCUCUCGGCCGAAGAAGUUUUCCGAGAUUAGCGAUGCGGAGUUGGAGGGGUAUGCGGGGGUUUUCAUUCCGGGGGGCCAUGCGCCGUUGGCGGAUCUGGGGGAUAAUGCCGAGCUGGGACGAAUUCUGCGGCAUUUCCAUGAGAGGGGGAAACCUACGGCGGCGAUUUGUCAUGGGCCGUAUGCGUUUCUGUCGACUAAAUAUGUCGGGGAUGGGGAGUUUGCGUAUAAGGGGUAUAAGAUUACGAGUUGGUCUGAUGCGGAGGAGAAGUUCAUGGAGACGGUCGUGUUUAGGGGGGAGGUGACGAAGGUGGCGUCGAGUUUGCAGGAGGCGGGUGCGGAGAUGGUGGAGGGCUUGGGGACGGCGUUGGGGCAGGUUACGGUGGAUAGGGAGCUGGUGACGGCGGAUAAUCCGGUGGGUGCGGAUGCGCUGGGGCAGAAGUUUGUUGAGAUGUUGAAGGCGUAGGUGGGAGAAACGAAGCGAGUGUUAAGACGACCCCCUCGCUGGCAAUCAAUUACGCGUUGGGAAUACCCACGGUGCUCGAUCUGGUGUUCUACAAGUCGGCAGUGCGAGCAAUCGAGUUCGAUACAUGCGAUGAUCACGCGAAGUUACCGAUCUCCUUCACGUAAUAGGAUUUCGACGCCGAGGGACGAGAUACCCGUAAACAAGCAUUUCGAUAUUAAAAGCCAAGGCCUCCGGACGGGCCACUCAUCCCAAGGGGACGGAGUAAUAAUG
Westerdykella ornata is the source of this 1224-nucleotide messenger RNA. RefSeq names its product ThiJ/PfpI family protein. Lineage: Eukaryota; Fungi; Ascomycota; Dothideomycetes; Pleosporales; Sporormiaceae. The transcript has 2 exons. The record is from RefSeq and is a predicted model, not a curated record. The coding region runs from base 109 to 954 and encodes 281 amino acids.